AUGUGGCCGAACCGAGGUGGUUUUCAUCCCAGGGAUUCAUAUAAGACUAAUUGCUUGCCAGUAUUGGAUAAAUGCUCUUCGCCUCGUAAAACGUGGCUAAUUUUCAUUAAGCGGUCGUCAACCACACACGCAAAAUUGAAAUUUGGGAUGCCAUUUUGGCGAAAAAGCACAAAAUCCUCAAUGUCUUGGCUCCGAAAAUUAACUUCCCCUCGCACUAAAUCAGCAAAAGA
This is a messenger RNA of Racocetra persica, 230 nucleotides long. NCBI's taxonomy places the organism in Eukaryota, Fungi, Glomeromycota, Glomeromycetes, Diversisporales, Gigasporaceae. The record is from the annotation of a GenBank genome assembly.